CUUGCAGUCUUUGACAUCCAUCUGACUUGUGUCUUCCGGUCUGUCUCUCUUGCCGUGAAGACGCGGUAACACGAGUCGAGCAAAUAUGGCUCAUCGCACUGGGUUGACCGGAUCGCUGCGGGCCUUGCAUGCUACCAGUGGACAUCACAUCCGCCGGGUUUAUCCUGUCAGCAAUGCCUCUCGGGGAUGCGCAUCUCAAGUUCUCGACAACUGGCGAAGACCUUACGCUUCAUCUGCUAGCGAAGGAGCUGGGCCAUCAUCAACGUUCUCCAACCAGGACAAGCUGCCGCGUUUGCCGAUUCCGGAUCUAGAUAAGACUCUUCAGGCAUAUAUCAAGAGUUUACAGCCAAUUAUGGCGGACAAGUUCAGUAAAUCAGAUCUUCCACAUGAGGUUGAGAAGAGAAGACUGUUUGCUAGGGAUUUUGCGGCUCCAGGAGGGCUAGGUCGGCAAUUACAAGAGAGAUUGACAGAUCUGGAUCUCGUUUCGCCAAACAGCUGGCUCACAGAUGCUCUAUGGCUCAGUCUGGCUUAUCAUUCUUGGCGUGCCCCCCUCAUCGUCAACUCGAAUUGGGCAAUGCUUUUCGGACCUGAUGCCGCGGAUUCAGAUCACCCGAACCCGAAUCCUCAGAUGGAGGCUGCUUCUGGCUCACAGGGCGGUGGCGAAGAGUAUUUGAGUGGCAAUCCAUCAUUCAAGAAGGGUCAACGUUGGGAUGAGCUGGUUCAACGGGAGGAAGUCACCUCGUGGCAGAUCAGGAGGGCUUCGUGGCUGGUCCGGAAGUACGCAGAGCUGAGGGAGAAAGUGGCCAGAGAGGAGCUUCCGCCUGACGUCUCCCGGUCUGGCAAGCCAUUGUGCAUGCACCAAUUUACUCGACUUUUCAACUUUGUUCGAAUACCACUUCCUGGAUCUGAUGCCUUCACCAAUCCCGCUCCGAAAGCUACACAUAUCUCAGUCAUGAUAGACGACUUUGUCUACUCUGUCGAAGUCUUCUCUCCCGCUGGCUCUGACGGCAUUCCGACACCUCUCCCAGUUGGACAGAUCGAGAAGUCUUUACAGGCUGUCGUGGCGGAUGCAAAGGCCAGACGGAAUCACGGAGAACAAGCCGUCAAGGUCGGCGUCCUGACGGCGGAUGACAGAGACGCCUGGUGUGCGAACCGCGAACGACUGAUAUCUCUAUCCCCUAAUAACCGUCAUUCCCUCGACUCCAUUUCCAAAUCCCUCCUCUGUCUCUCGCUUGACACCUACACACUUCCAUCACUUCCCACUGAAGAUCCUCUUGCUCAGUCAUUCGUCGACGCUCAGCUCCACAAUGCUUUUGUCGGAAUAAAUGGUGGAACAAACAGAUGGUACGAUAAACCCACUGAUUUGGUCGUCGAGACCAACGGCCGAGCUGGUAUUUGCGGUGAACACAGUGCUACCGAUGCAAUCUAUCACGCAGCUGCAAUCGACUAUAUCAUGCAGGAAUCAGUGGAUGAUAAAGCCUUCUCAAGCUCGUCUCAUGGUUCGACGAGUAAAGGCUGGGAGAGGAUCGACUGGGUGAUCGACGCUGGCUUAAAGAAAGAGAUCAGUGCAUGUCAGGAGAGGAACCGUAAAUUGAUGGCGGACACCGAUGCGAGCCAGUUAUGGUGGAACGAGUAUGGCGUCGAGUGGAUCAAAAAGCAUGCCAAGAUCUCACCUGAUGCGUACAUUCAGCAAGCAUUGCAGUUGGCCUACUUCAAGGAUCAGGGAAGCGCUACUGCGACAUACGAAUCAGCAUCUACCAGAUCAACACUACACGGACGUACAGAGACCAUCAGGAGUUUGACAACAGAGUCUCGGGCUUUCGUCAAGUCCAUGAUGGAUGCUUCGCAAAGCAGUGAGAAGCGUUACAAACUUUUGAGCGAAGCUUGCACGGCACACACUGCUUUGUCCAAGCUCUCCAACCAGGGUCUCGGUAUCGACAGGCAUUUGAUGGGUCUCAAAGUCCUUCUAAGACCCGGUGAGACUCAUCAACUAUUUGAGGAUGAAAUGUUUGGCAAGAGUCAAGAAUGGAAGAUGUGUUCAAGUGGAUUGACCGCAGGAGGCACAAUGAUGGGAGGUCAGUUCGGGUCUGCUUGGCCUGAUGGAUACAGUAUAUCAUACUUUGCUGGACCGUAUCUGCUCAAAUUCGGUGUGGAGGGCAAGUGGAGUGCGCAGACUACUAGCAGCGCCCGGUUCAAGCAUCACCUUGUCCAGAGUCUACGGGACAUGCGCAAGGUCGUGGAGGAGGCAGCGAAGUGAAAGUGGCCAGCUCAUCGCUGCUGUUUCGCCCUCUAUGCAUUUGUGGGGUUACUCGAAGACGCUUCCA
Kockovaella imperatae is the source of this 2324-nucleotide messenger RNA. RefSeq names its product acyltransferase ChoActase/COT/CPT. The coding region runs from base 86 to 2257 and encodes 723 amino acids. Gene Ontology annotation, molecular function: acyltransferase activity. NCBI's taxonomy places the organism in Eukaryota, Fungi, Basidiomycota, Tremellomycetes, Tremellales, Cuniculitremaceae. The record is from RefSeq and is a predicted model, not a curated record. The transcript is spliced from 9 exons.